This is a messenger RNA of Closterium sp. NIES-67, 1524 nucleotides long. Lineage: Eukaryota; Viridiplantae; Streptophyta; Zygnematophyceae; Desmidiales; Closteriaceae. The record is from the annotation of a GenBank genome assembly.
GCACUAUCUCCUCUACGGAGCAGCGUACUACUAGAUCCUCAACCGUACCCAUACGAUAUACUACAUACUUCAUACCCAUACUUCGGUACCUUCUCAGUUCCAGCACAUCUCCUCUACUGAACGUACUAGAUCCUACCCCUACUACAUACUCUCAUCAGAGUUCGGUAAUCUUCAUCAGAUCUGAUCCCCGCGCGCAGCUGCUACGCUCCUAAACGGGUCUUUCGCAAGCCUGCUUCGAAUUCCCGCACGUCAGCUUUACGCUUACUAGCUUCGCGAGCGUCGCUUAGCUUCGCGAGCUUCGUCAGCUGCACCCCCAGGGGUUCUUCGAGUAAGAAACCCGAACUCGGCGCGCAAUCGUCGUGGCUGGAAAGUUUCCGUCCAUGGCGCCGGCUUUCGCGGCGGUGCUGUUCGCCGUGGCCUUCUACGGCGCGCUCUUCGCGUCGGGUGCGGCGGCGCAGAGUAACUGCGUUGUAUCGACUCUCCAUGGAUACGACGUGGAGGUGCAGCUCACUGACAGUCUCUUUCUCCACUGGAAGACGCCCAACUCGACGGAGCUCCACCUCGCCCUCGAGACGUACACCUCUGGCUGGGCGGCAGUGGGGUGGUCGCCGGACGGCAACAUGGCCGGCAGCGACGCGGUGGUUGGCAAUCUCGAGGAACGGGCGGCGGACGGCACAGAGGUCAACGGGUCGGGCCUGCCGGCGGCUUAUAAGCUCGUGUCGACCUCCGCCGGCGGCCAGGAGCGCGUUGGGGAAAUGAGCUCUUUCCUCGGGGGGGCAAAGGGCCGUGCGGUGACAGGCGCCGCGACUAUCCUCGAAUUCACUCGCACGGAGGGAUCUGGAAACGUGCCAGUGAAGCUGGCGGGCCCGUCCAACAUCAUCUUUGCGUACUCCGGGGACAGCUCGAGAACUUUUGGUUAUCACGGCCUAACAAGGGGAUCCACGGUACUUGAUUUCUCCUGCACCGUGGGAGGGGCACCGAUAGAAGCACCCGGGAGCGAGCCAGCACCGAUCGAAGCACCCGGGAGCGAGCCAGCACCGAUCGAAGCACCCGGGAGCGAGCCAGCACCGAUCGAAGCACCCGGGAGCGAGCCAGCACAGAUCGGAGCACCCGGGAGCGAGCCAGCACCCAUCGGAGCACCCGGGAGCGAGCCAGCAUCCGUCGGAGCACCUGGAAGCGAGCCAGCACCCCACCCAUCGGAGCACCCGGGAGCAAGCCAGCACCCAUCGGAGUAUCUGGCAGCGAGGCGGCACCGAUCAGCACAGCUCGUCGUCUUCUUUGUGUGCAUGGGCUCCGCGGUUGCUCAUUUCCCUUGCAAGGCACUACCCAGCCCGUCGCCAGGAACCCCCCCAGCUGAUCAACAUGCCUCCUGCGUAAGGCACGAGGAUUGGCUCUCAGCCGUGCAUCAUGGCUGGUGCCCGUGGCAGUGCUUGCUGGCCUGGCUCCUUCUCUUUUGCAAUUAGCCUUGGUGGUGGCGUGCAUGCCUCAUGCGAUCAACCUUGCCAAUAAAAUGCAUGCCCAUGU